UGUUGGAAAGCAGCGCUCCUCAACCAUCCGCUGCUACUGACCAGGUGGAUCUAUCUCACAUCAGCCCGAGACCACAACACCAGACUUCCUUAAGACAUUUUUGUUGUUUUUUUGUAUUUGCGACUUUUUCUGUCGGUUUGGUUACGACCCAGCUUGUGAAACUCCGACAGAAGGAGACCGAGAGCAGGUGUCAAAGUGUCAGAAAGCAGAAAAAAUGGGAAGAAAGAAAAUACAAAUUUCUCGUAUUGUGGACCAGAGGAACAGACAGGUGACUUUCACCAAGCGUAAGUUUGGUUUGAUGAAGAAGGCGUACGAGCUGAGCGUGCUGUGUGACUGUGAGAUCGCCCUCAUCAUCUUCAACAGCACCAACCGUCUGUUCCAGUACGCCAGCACAGACAUGGACAAAGUGUUGCUGAAGUACACAGAGUACAGCGAGCCACAUGAGAGUCGCACCAACACGGACAUACUGGAGACUCUGCGUAGGAAAGGCCUCAAUCUCGACGGCUCUGAGCUGGACUGUGAGGAGGGCAUGCAGGUGGCUGCGGACAAAUAUCCUCAUAGCGAGGGCAUGGAUCUCUCUGUGGCUCGCCAACGCUUCUAUGCUCCAUCGCUCCACUCACCGGACGCCCAGUUCCUGGUGUCUGCAGGCUGUGAGAACGGCUUCCCCAACUCCUCCGGAUCCAACGUGGCGUCCCACAGACCUCCAGGCUUUAAAUCUCUGAGCUCCAGACCCGGCUCUUCCAGCCCUUCUGCACAACACGCACACACUGCGUUCAUGUCUCCACACUCAGGUAUCGGCUACUCCGUGUUCUCCCACGGCAACCUGAAUCGAGCUCUGGAGAUGAAAAGCCCUCCUUCUCUGAACCUGGGCAACGAGACCCUGCGAGGAGAGGCUGCUCAACAGGCCAUUGGGGCCACACGCGCUAACCACAACUCUGCUCGGGGUGUCUUGUACCAGGGCCUGCACAGCAGCAGCUCCAUGGUUGCCAUGGGCAAGGCCGGGCUGCUGGGUCACAGUUUGGGAGGCUACGGCCUCCCCUCUCCUGGAGCCUCUGAGUACAGCCCACCUGGUUUUUAUCACUCUGUUAGUCUGCAACGAGGGACAAUGCACCCCUGGCAGCCAGCACAUCUGCCCCAGGAGCCCCAUGGGCCUCAUAUAAACCCAGGGAUGUCCAGUGGGGGGUGCUCCUUCCCCUCUCAGUCUUGCUCCUCAGCUUCUCCACAUGUGCCCUCCCUCAACCUCAGCAUCAAAUUGGAGCGGAACUCUCCUGAUCACAUGCCCUCGCCCACCUCCCCUGCUCUACACCACCUCGGGCAGCACUCCCCCAUGAGCCACCCGGAUUCGGCCCGCCGGACUCCUCCACAAGCCCGUCCAGCCAAACCCGGCUACCCACAAGACGAAGAGGACGGAGGGCCGCCGCUCAGGCAGUUAGAGAUAAGUGAUGGGUGGCAGAGAUAGCUGGCUGCUGCCGUCUAACACACACCCUCUCCCAUUCAAUCAGCUAUCUAUCUUACAUCAAAACCGGUCCUCUCUGUCUCCCACACACACACAAACACACACACACACACACACACCCACACACACAGAAGAUAGUAAGAUGGGGUCAAUUUGUCCCCAUCAUCUCAGAGAGGAAUGCCUGUCUUUGUCGCCUCACACGGAGCUGGUCUCUCCUGGGCGAUGGAGAAGGAUCUCUGCAUCACUUGAUCGAUCCCUUGACGAGACAGAUGCAUACAGACGUUUGAUUUUUGUUUGGUUAGGUUAAGGUUUCUGUGUGGAGCUAAUGUGAAUCAAAAAUACAAUUUUACCAUGUUUUGGUGACUUUGUUGACGGUAGCACAUCGGGACCAGCUGAAUUUCUCCAAAGCUGUCAAACCGUCCAAGUACAUAUUUGAGUCGUCAUUGUUUCACUGAGGUUUGGUGUGAAAAUUGGGAAAU
This is a messenger RNA of Etheostoma cragini (Arkansas darter), 1935 nucleotides long. It is a transcript of the gene mef2b, whose product is annotated as myocyte enhancer factor 2b. The record is from RefSeq and is a predicted model, not a curated record. The transcript is spliced from 9 exons. The coding region runs from base 215 to 1459 and encodes 414 amino acids. Gene Ontology annotation, biological process: positive regulation of transcription by RNA polymerase II. Gene Ontology annotation, molecular function: RNA polymerase II cis-regulatory region sequence-specific DNA binding; DNA-binding transcription factor activity, RNA polymerase II-specific; protein dimerization activity. Lineage: Eukaryota; Metazoa; Chordata; Actinopteri; Perciformes; Percidae.